UUUGCUGCUGUGCUGGGGAGGAUUUCCACAGCCUCAACGUCAAGUGGCUAUAUCGUUAAAAAUAUAUAUUUUUUGGUCUUAUUUAAUGUUAGGCAUAACGUUAGCAGUGUGGUUUAGCUUAUGGUUAGGUUUAAAAUCACAUUUUAAGAUGAGAAAUGUAAGAAAUGGGCGGGGUUUAUGACUUUGUGGUAACUAGUGACGACUGUGUUGGAGCUUGUUAGCUACCAACUAACUCAACUAUAGGAGCUAGCUAACUAAUGUUUACCGUUUGUUUGACAGAAUGACUUCCGGCCAAGGUAACGUUAUCUUUUCUCCUGAGUCAACCGUCACCUCCUUGUUGGCUAGCUCCGGACACCUGAGAGGCACCCAAAGGGACAACGAUCUGUCUCUCACCGGUAUCAGAUACCGGGACCGUGACUAUGAAUCGGCUACUGAGGCCCUGGAAGCCUACAUUGCAGACUUUGACAGAAGCCUGCACACUUCUGAAACUUCUACCGGGAGACUGCAGCUCCAGAAAAGCCUGAUAAGUUCUGCUCUGCCCAGAACUGAGUUCAGGAAUAAAGAUGUUCUUAGAGAGAGACUAACAGACAGGGAGCUGGAUUUCCUAAAUCUUCCUGUGGGUUCUGGUCACCGUGGAGCCUCAGACUGUAUCAGCCUGACCACCGACGACCUGUUGGUGCUCCCCUGUGAUGGCUCCCUACCCGUGACUCGCACCUCUGCCUUCCUCACCCAGUCUGGGGACUACCCCCUGGGGCAGAGCUCCCACUCUAACUCCUGGUCCUCUAGGAGGCCUAGGCCUAACAGCAGCUCUCAUAUUAAACGCUGCCUGCACUACUCUGCCCCUCACAACACUCCUCACAAGCUGUACCAGUCCAGAGCUGGAACUCAAGCACAGGAAACCCAAAAGACAGAGCCCUUCACAGGCCCCAGAGUGAAGGGGAGCCUGUGGCCCCAGCCCCAGCAUGGUCUCUACCACCAGACCACAGACUCCCCUGGCCCUUUCUCCCCCCACCAUGACUACCCUCGCUGGCUGACCAGCCAAAAGUCUGAGAUGGAUUUCUCUGGGGUCACCAGCAUUCCUGACCUGAAGUACCCCGCCUGGCUCCAGGAGUGUGACAAUGUUCCCAAAGACAUUCCCACCACUAAUAUAAACCUCUCAGAGUCUCAUAAGAAGACACAGCAUAGGGGCUGGGGCCCGACCCAGACCUUGCCCCCCUCCCCUAGACCUCCCUCCUGGCUGGGUGAGCUGGAGGCUUCCUAUGAGGAGCUAAAGGAAGGACAGAAGGACAGUAACGGCGGCCAUCUUGAGGAUGUCUCUGGUUCUGAUGAUGACAGGCAACAACUUCUCAGAGGAGAGGCUGAUCACAGGACACUGAGGGAGUUUAGACUACAUUUUUCAGAGCGGCUAGCUUUAGCUGCCGAGGGAGAACGGAGCACUGAUUUCCACAAGGUCUUCGGAGAUGAUAAGAUCGAGAGUUUGAUCUCGAAGGCAGAGAAGGUCCUUAACUCUCCUUCGUUAGGCCUAAACACUAACAGCCAGCUGCAGAACUCACCGUCACUAGGCCUGACCAGCCAGCUGCAGAAGGACAUGGGACACAGCCCUGGUGGCUCAGAGGAUGUCCUAGAGGCUGAUCGCUCUUGGGACAACCCUGUCAUCACAUUUAAAUCUCCAGUGCCUGUAGGGGGAGCAGAAGACACACUGGUCACCACAGAGCCUCUGAGAGACAGGAAAGACGAGGCUGCCUCAGGCUCAUGUUCGUCGGGCUACAGCAGCAGGAAACACCCUGGUCCGGUGGAGGCCCUCAAACAAAUGCUGUUUAGCCUUCAAGCCGUGGAGCAACAGGUCAGUCUGGAGAAUGACACAACAGAAAAGGAAGUAACCUCGGAGAAUGGUUCAACACCAACGUCGGAGGACGGCACACAACCACUGACGAUAAUGAGGUCAGAUGACUAUGACACUGCAUUCGGUGGACAAUCAUUAAAGAGGGCCCUGCAUCACCUUGGGAGAUUGAAGAGUCUUGUUGAAGACUCAGCUGGUGUAAAAGCCACAUCUCAGGAAGGGAAAUACUCGUAGAAGACCAGCCAUAUCUUCCUAAGAGGACUUGCAUCGUUGUGUUGGUUACGUGAAAAGGGUCUGAAGAAGCAGAAUGUCUCGGUCUUGAUUUGGACGCUGAACAUGGACGGCCAAAACAAGUAAAAUCUCAAUGACAGGGGAAUUUCAGUGUCUUGAUUAUUCAAGAUCAGCACACAAUUUUGUCCCCCAUUAACUACUCUAAUAGCCUAAUGUUUGUAUUGUAUAUUGUUUAUAACAGUUUAUAUUUUAUAUCUCAAGUGCACAUAACAUCUAGUGAAUUCAGUAACGCCUCAUAAGCAGUAAGAUCUCACAGAACCUGAUUUAAUAAAAUGUACAUUCACAAUGA
Salvelinus namaycush (lake trout) is the source of this 2420-nucleotide messenger RNA. RefSeq names its product chromosome 3 C18orf54 homolog (gene c3h18orf54). The transcript is spliced from 8 exons. Lineage: Eukaryota; Metazoa; Chordata; Actinopteri; Salmoniformes; Salmonidae. The record is from RefSeq and is a predicted model, not a curated record. Bases 281 to 2074 code for a protein of 597 amino acids.